Messenger RNA from Bradysia coprophila, 6798 nucleotides. RefSeq names its product zinc finger domain-containing protein tiptop (gene tio). The record is from RefSeq and is a predicted model, not a curated record. Gene Ontology annotation, cellular component: nucleus. Gene Ontology annotation, biological process: regulation of transcription by RNA polymerase II. Gene Ontology annotation, molecular function: DNA binding; DNA-binding transcription factor activity, RNA polymerase II-specific. NCBI's taxonomy places the organism in Eukaryota, Metazoa, Arthropoda, Insecta, Diptera, Sciaridae.
ACUACAAAAUUGAGUAUGGUUAGUCAGUCAGCGUAUUUGUAAGUUAGAAGAUCAUUUUCGCAUUGAUAACACUGUAAAACGUCGCGCGUCGUCUUUCGCCGUCGUCGUCGUUGUCACUGUCUUCGGCUUUUAUUGUUAUCGCCGACAUUUUUGUUGUUGUUGUUUUUUUUUUCAUUCGUAGUUCCAUAUAGUCUAUACUUUCGGUAAAAGUUCACCGGAUACGGAUCGCAGUGCGCCCUCCAAACAGGUGCUAACCGAAUAUUAUCAGAAAUUUUUAGCGGGUUUUUAACGAUUUUUUAAUUUGUGUUUUUAUUUUUGGACAUUUGUAGAACACAUGAGUUAAAUAAAGCGUGACAAAUAUAUGCGAUAUAAGUGGGCGAGAGUUGUUGUUCAUUUUUUUUUUGAUUGAUUGCAGUAAUUUGACAAAGCGAUGACGUAAUAAAAAUUGAAAAUAAUAGAAAAUACGUCAAUUUUUUAGGGAUACCAACAUAUAGACGCUAACACGUUUCAUCCAGUCAUCCGUCAAUUUACGACAUUUUGGGAUUUUUUGAUAGAAGAUUUUAGUUUUGUGCAAUUCAAGUGAUAUACCCGGGACCGAUUGCGGAUAUUUUUAAGCCAUUCAUUUUCGUUAGUUUAUUUUUAAGGAAGUUUUGUAUACGAAGGUUUUAAAACGUGAUAAAAAUCGUAAAUUUUUUUGGUUAGUAAAUUAAAAAAGGAAAAGAUUUAUGUUCGUAGUAAAACAGAAAGAGAUAGCAAAAUAAACAAGUGUUUCUAAAACAGCUAAUGAAGUCAAAAUAUUGAUGUUGAAACAAUUUAAACUAAAAAAGGUUUUAAGCAAAGUUGUAAAAAAAGGUGGAAAAUAUUUAAGUGAACUUUUCUCUUGCACAAUUUUUCGUUUCAAUUAAAAGGUGUAACACAAAAUUAUUUCGUUAAUUUUGCAUACGAUUACCACGGAUUUUUGUUGCGAAUGAGACAUCUCAAGAUGACAAAUAUGUAAGCCGUUGCUGUUACAGCAAAAUAGUGAGAACAAGAUAACUUCGCAAAUCUCUCCAAUAUAUUCGGACAUUUCCAUGCAGAUGACUAAGAAAUUGGAAACGUUUCCGAAAAGAAUAUUAUGACGUGCUGAUAUUUUAGAGAAAAACAUUCAUCUGAAACAUUGUCUUCAAUCAACUGAAUAUAUGUCAUCAUGCGGUCAAAACAACAGCCACGACAAGCGUGUUCAUAUCGAUGGCUGAAUAAAGAAGAAACAGACGAGGUUGAUGACGGCGUCGACAGUCCAAACGAACAUCAGCAUCCCAAAGAUGUAUUAUCGUCUGGGUCAGCUAGUCCAUCUUCGCAAAAUUCACUAGAGGUUUCCACCGCCACACUACCACCGCAAACAUCAGCAAUGCUACGAGAUCCGGAACAUCAACUAUCACCCGAAUUCCCUAUUCAUUUGAUACGACGACCGCCACCACAUUUGAUUGAUUCACAUGAUGAUGUUGAACAUCGAAUACCAGCUUCAUAUAUAGAAGAUCCAUCCAACGUUGCAAAACGUGAAAUGGCCAGCCCACGAUGCCAUUCCAGAGACUCAUCAGUUGGACGCUGUCCGUCAGACGAUUCAAAUUAUUCCGGUCGCAAUUCAGCCGCUCCAAAUCGAUCGACGAGUCCACCAUUAGCAAUUUCACUACCGGCAACAUUACCACCCAGUGCAGCCGCCUCACUACUUCCACCACAAUCGGCUGCAAUGGCCGCGUAUUUGGGUGCGGCUGCCGUUGCCGCUCAACAGAAUCGAUUGCUACUAGGCAAUCAUCCGUUAGCAUUAGGACGUAACAAUAGUUCACCGCCACCAAUGUCACCACCGUUGAGCAACGAAUCGUCGGUGUUGGACUUUAGCACGAAACGAAAGCCGGAGUAUGAUGACCGGAAAAGUGAUAGUGAUGCGGUUAAUUUAAGUAAAACAGACAAUGGACCAUUAGAUUUGACAAUGAGUCGGAAACGUUAUAAUUCGUCACCGCCACCACCAUCACGAAAAAUGUCUCGACCAUUAGAUUAUAAACCAUCGGUAGUAUCACCGUGGACAUCGCCAAUGACCCCAUACUUUGCUGCAGCUGUGGCCGCAGCAAGUCUAUCACCAAAAAAUCCCAGUGUCGCCGAAUGGAAUGGGAAAAAUAAAAUGACGCAAAACGAUGCGACGAAAGCACUGGAGAAAAUGUCUGAACUGAGUCGAAUAGGUGGCAACGAAGUCGGUAGACAAAACAGUAACAGUAGUGCCAAUUCGGGUAGACAUAGUGCAUGGCAAUCGCAUUGGUUGAAUAAAGGAGCCGAUUCGGUUAAAGAUGUUUUCAAAUGCGUUUGGUGCAAGCAAAGUUUCCCAACGCUAGAAACACUGACCACACACAUGAAGGAAACACAACAUAUGGGCGUGAAUAUGCCCCAUUCGGGUAAUAACAAUUCGUCGCAACCAUCUCACCAGUCACAUCACCCGUCGCCCACAUCGACAUCAUCGAAUUCGGCACAAUCCAAGUCCGAUUUGAAUUUGUUAAUCAAAGAGACAAUGCCCCUGCCGAGGAAAUUGGUUAGGGGACAGGAUGUGUGGCUCGGAAAAGGUGCUGAACAAACGAGACAAAUUUUGAAGUGCAUGUGGUGUGGACAAAGUUUCCGCUCGUUGUCGGAAAUGACGACCCACAUGCAACAGACGCAGCACUACACAAACAUCAUUUCUCAGGAACAAAUAAUUUCGUGGAAAUCUUCCGAUGAUACAAAAGGUGGCAGCGGUGGUGUAAGUGGUGGAUCGAACGCCCAAGGCGCUGCUACAGGUGCAAGUAGCACUGUGAGUGCUGUCCUCACAUGCAAGGUCUGUGACCAGGCAUUUUCCUCACUCAAAGAUCUUAGCAAUCACAUGGUGAAAAAUGCACAUUACAAGGAGCACAUCAUGCGAUCGAUUUCCGAAAGCGGUGGCAGACGUAGACAGACUAGAGAAAAACGCAAAAAAUCGUUGCCAGUUCGUAAGCUGUUAGAAUUGGAACGAGCUCAGCAUGAGUUCAAAAACGGAGAUAGCAAUUUGUUGAGCAAAGCAAUGCGAGAUGUUGGCUCGGGUAGAAUUACAUGUGAAAAGUGUGGCGAUAAGAUUGACACAGUCAUGUUUGUUGAGCAUAUCAGGCAAUGUGUUGGCGGCGAAGUUAUCAGUCCCCAAAGGAAUAGCUUGAAAUCAGCCUUAGCUGCGAAUAGUAUUAUUUCACCGGAUUCGAUAAGUCCAUUAACACCGAGUAGCCGUGACGGAAGGAAGAGUAUCGGCGAUGAAAGCACAUCACCAGGAUCCAGACAUAUAUCUCCCAAUGCCAUUUCACCAAUAUCCAAAGACGGUAGCGGUGAGAAAAACAAUUCUCCGUCUGUGCUGAACGCUCUGGAACAGCUGAUCGAAAAGAGUUUUGAUACACGAACUCGUCAUGGUAACACCGGCGCUUAUGCAACCAAUAAUCAACAAAGUGCUCCUUUAGGCUCGAGUAUUUUAAAGCGACUAGGAAUCGAUGAGAGCGUCGACUAUACCAAACCGUUGAUCGAUUCUCAAACGAUGAACUUUUUGCGCUCAUACUCGCAACAAAGUUCGACUCCAUUCAGUCGUCGAGAAAGAAGUGGCAGUGAAUCGAGUUCGGUGUCAGAUCGAGCCAGCAGCAGAAUGAAUUCUUUAACGCCCGAACGGAAAGUGGAUCUGUCGAAUCACGGUACACCAAGAGCGACACCCGAUAAACUCAGCCAUGACGGUGAAGACGAUUCAUCCAAAUUGAACAUAAAAAGUGAGCCCGUCGAAGAUGAGGAGACUGGAAAAGCUAACGAAAACGAACCGCUAAAUAUUUCGAUCAAAAAGGAGAUCGAUGAAGACGAUCGACCGCACAGCAUAAAGCAGGAGUCAGAUGUAGAAAAUUUAACAAAACGUCGACCAAGCUCUGUGUCUAGUCCAGCUGCAUCCCCGCGACAAUCAACGCCUAUCGGACACCAUACACCAAUGGCUAGUCCGAGUAGCGAUCGAUCUCCAACACCUCGUUCAACACCCGGACUUGCAAACUCCGAAAAGAAAUCGGCCGGUGGAAGUCUAGGUGCACUGUCGUCAAUGUUCGACAGCCUAACGGGAUCGUCAUCGACAGCCAAUUCUGACUCAGCUAGUCAACAGAAAAAGGGUAGCUCACAUCCGCUAGCAGCCCUCCAAAAACUAUGUGAUAAAACCGAGAACACUCCUCAAGCAUCGCGACAAAAUCAGUCUGCAACCACCCAACCAUUGGCCGCACCAACCCAACCAAGCGGUGGCACUGCAUCCGGUGCCAUACUAGCAUUCAGUUGGGCAUGCAACGAUGCAGUUAUGACAUCCGACUCAAUCAUCAAAUGUGCAUUCUGCGAUACACCGUUCUGUUCGAAAGGUGCCUAUCGACAUCACCUGUCCAAAGUGCAUUUCGUCAAAGACGAACUCAUCGACUCCAGCAUUCCGGCAAAAUCACAGUCUAAGUCACACGCAACGCCAGUACCAUCGGCACAUUCGCCGAAAAGUACCGCAUCGACGAGCAGCGGUAAUGGUGUUGGCAAUGCAACGAAAAGUCCAACGCCACCGCUGGCACCGGCCACUGGAUUCGAAGAGAGUCCACAUUCGAAAUUUCUCAAAUACACCGAACUGGCGAAGCAAUUAUCAUCCAAAUAUGUUUGACGUUCUUAACUUGAGCAUGGUGGGUGUGUCCAUGUCCAAUGAACCGUGUCAUCGUACGUAAGGUAAAAUUGUGUAAGUGAAAUAUUUAAGCGGUGAAUGAAAAAACAAAUAAUUUUCUUUGAAGAAAACUAACAGAAACAAACUGAGAACUGCAUUUUUGAAUUGCUUCAAUCCAAUUGAUUAUUAUGAACACUAUAAACAGAAAAGAAAAGUUUAAAAAAAAUCUUGUGAUGCCACAUAUCUUAAUUUACGAGAAAGUAAAAGAAAAAUUAAAAAAAAUCGAAAAUUAAACUAAGGAAAAUAAUUAUUUUAAGGUCUCUAGUGAAAUAAAAAUGAGUAAGAGGAGAGUACAUUUCUUCUGAAUAAUCAAAUAAAAUUGCAAAAGAACAACAUCUUGGUUAUAAAGGAUAAGCCUGACUAAUUAAACAAUGUACAGAAAAGUGCUUAGGUUUUAAGAUCUUCACCAAAAUGAUUCUCAUCCAAAAUGCAGUGCAAAUCUGGUACUUCAAUUUGUUUAUUUGUGUUUGUUCUUUGUUUCCCUGCCAUUCGAACAAUAAAAAUCGAACUCAAAAUUUGAAAGCAUUUACAUCACCCAGCCGGAAAUGUACUUAAUCGUUCAUUUUUGCAAAAUAAUAUUUAAAAAGAAGAGCAAGGAAAACUCAAUCAAAACUUGAAACAAACAAACCACAAAAUAUUGUAAAUAAAAGAAAAAGAAAAAAAAUUUCAAAAAUUUUUUGACUCAAACUCAAAGUAUACAAAAAUUGUUAUACGAAACAAGAAACUGAAUCAGUAAAAAACAAAUUAAUAAAAUUAAGAGAUAAAGAGAAUCAAUUUUCGAUUAUAAUAGCAGACUUUGUUUUAACUCAAUUCGUUUAAUUCAGGUUAAAUUAGCAACAACAAUCCGGGGAUGCAUUUAAUAUUUUAUGAUUUUGUGAUGUAAAACAAACAAACUUUAGAUGAAUCGUAACGUAACUUUACUGUUUUUGUGCCAAAAUUUAAAGGAAAAAUUAUUAUUUUUUAUAUGUGACUUAGUGUCACGUGCCACAUUUCUUUGCGAUGAUCAAAAAUGAUUGAAAAUCUUCGAUUUAAGUGUAUGAUUCACAACAUUCAAAUUGAUAAUUAAAGCUUUUUGCAUGCGAAAAUCGUUCUUUUCAUUGAAUUUCGUGAACUUGCGAUGACCCUCGCAUUUAAAAUUCGUUGUUUCAUCCAGGACUUAAUUCGGAAAAACUCCGAUUAAUUCUGAUAAAAUUCGGAAAUUUUCUUCGGAAUUUUUUUUGAACUUUUUCCGGAUUUUUUACUCUUUGCGUUAACUUCGCUCAUCUUCUUUUUGUCACAUUGAUCUAUUGUAACAGAUUUUUCCUAAUAAAACCAAUAGUAAUCAGCUCGAGGCUUCGAAAUAUUUCUCGAAUUUUCUUGCAUUUCUUUACUUUUCUUGAAAUCUUUCCUUAACUUUAAGCAGUGAUUUUGAACGUGUCUUUCCAAGGCUCAUUCAAGUUAAAUCGCUUCAAUUAAUGAUAAUAUUUGCUAAAAAUCCAAUUUAUUUUCAAAAAAGACGUUCUUGGUGUCAUUUUGAUGGGGAAGGAAUGUUCAUUGAGGCAGAUGAUAAGAUUAGUGAAGGAGCCAACAGAUUCACCAAUUCCCCGACGUAGGUCAUAAAAGCUUUUGAAUUUUCUCAGUCGCAUUUGACAUCUUUUUAUAUGAAAAUAAAUUCUCCAGAGCUUCAUUCACAAGAACAAUAUUUUCUGAUUACGUCUAAUUCAGAAGCUGUAAGCAAAGUCUGACGAAAUUUUGUCGGAAUUCGUUUCCUUUCGCCAGACAAAUGUUCCCUGACAAUAAAUUCUUUGGUUCUAAAGGUAGCCUGUUUUAUACUUCAAAUUUCACAACUUUAAAACUUUCGAGUCUCUAGCGUUAUAAAAAGUUAUUCAACUAGCCUUUCGAACGCGAUUUGUUACUUUUAUAUCGUUUUAUUUUCAUUUAUUUUUGUUUCAAUUGCGAACGGAAUCUACCGAAUCAGUAGCUUUGAAAAUCGAAGAUUAUACAACCAACAAUUGUGCCAGCCCAAUAGCAAACAACAAAAGAAUAUUUAUACGUUAGCCCAUUGCACAGUCACAAAAUGUAUACCG